Messenger RNA from Morus notabilis, 2172 nucleotides. RefSeq lists its product as uncharacterized. The transcript is spliced from 14 exons. Lineage: Eukaryota; Viridiplantae; Streptophyta; Magnoliopsida; Rosales; Moraceae. The coding region runs from base 231 to 1634 and encodes 467 amino acids. The record is from RefSeq and is a predicted model, not a curated record.
GUGUCUCUAAUAUUCUUCUUCUUCUUUACCCUUUCAAUGGCGCCCACUGAAAAGAAAAACCCACUAUUUUUCCCAGACUCAGACCGAAUUUUCCAAAAUCCUAGAGUGCACAAAACCAGAAUCGAGAGAAAAUUAGGAAUAUAGAUACAUAUAUAGGUACAUAUAUAGAUAUAUAUUUAUAUUUACAUAUAUAGAUAUAGAAAAAACUCUUUUUUCGUCGGGAUUUGAGGAUGAACUGGCGGCGAGUGUUGAACUCCGUACAGGCCCUGGCCGCGCACAGCCUUCUCUUCUCCUUCACGGUUUUGCUCGUUCUCAAGCUCGAUCACGUCGUCUCCUACUCUUGGUGGAUAAUUUUCUUUCCAAUUUGGGUAUUCCAUGCAGUUGUUGCACGCGGAAGAUUCUCAUUGCCCGCUCCAUCAAUUCCUCAUAAUCGUCAUUGGGCACCAUGUCAUGCUGUUGUUGCGACACCAUUGCUAAUUGCAUUUGAAUUGCUCGUUUGUAUGUAUCUUGAGGGCGUUAAUGUUCAUCAUUCUGCAGCUGUAAAUUUGAAGAUUGUCUUUUCCCCCUUACUGGCAUUUGAAAUAAUUAUUCUAAUUGACAAUUUCAGAAUGUGUAGGGCUUUAAUGCCGGGUGACGAUGAAAACAUGAGCGAUGAGGCUAUAUGGGAGACACUUCCACACUUUUGGGUUGCAAUUUCCAUGGUCUUCUUUGUUGCUGCUACAAUCUUCACCCUGCUAAAGCUAUGUGGUGAUGUAGGGGCUCUUGGAUGGUGGGACUUGUUCAUAAAUUUUGGUAUUGCGGAGUGCUUUGCCUUUCUUGUCUGUACAAAGUGGUCUAAUCCAGUGAUUCAUAGAAGUUCUCAUACAAGAGAAGCCAGUUCAUCUUCUACAGCUAUUAGAUAUCUUGACUGGAACAGUGGAUUAGUAGUUUCUGCAGAGGAGGAUCAAGAUCAGGAUAGAUUGUGUGGCCUACAAGACAUUGGUGGGCAUAUUAUGAAAAUUCCUGUAAUUGGUUUUCAAGUUCUCCUCUGUAUGCGUCUUGAGGGAACCCCUGAUAGUGCAAGGAGAAUCCCACUGCCUAUUCUCUUUUCUCCUCUUCUCUUACUCCAAGGUAUUGGUGUACUUGCUGCUGCAUGUAGGUUGGUGGAAAAAAUUGUUCUCUUACUUCGUAGUGGAGCCAACACAGGAACAUAUUUUAGAUUUUCUUUUAGAGUUCAUGAUUGCUUGGGGUUCUUACACCAUGGAUCGAGGCUACUUGGAUGGUGGUCUAUUGAUGAAGGAAGUCGUGAAGAGCAGGCCCGACUAUUUCAUGAGGGUGCUUCAGGAUAUAACACUUUCUGUGGUUAUCCACCUGAGAUAGUAAAGAAAAUGCCUAAAAAGGAUCUAGCUGAGGAGGUCUGGAGACUUCAAGCAGCUCUUGGGGAACAGACAGAAAUCACCAAAUACAGCCAGCAGGAGUUUGAAAGACUCCAAAAUGAAAAGGUUUUGUGUAGGGUUUGCUUUGAGAGAGAGAUUAGUGUGGUCCUGCUGCCUUGUAGGCAUCGUGUACUUUGCAGUACCUGCUGUGAGAAGUGUAAGAAGUGUCCAAUAUGCCGUAUUUCGAUCGAGGAAAGAUUACCUGUAUAUGAUGUUUAAGUUUUAACUACCUCUGCUUUGUGAGACGAGGAUUUUGGUGCAAAGAGUAUAAUAACCUUACAUGGAACAAGUUUUGGUAUAGUUCAUCUAUACUUGUGUGAUGGUGAUGAGUACUGCUUAUUCGAACAAAUUGACAAAGGAUGGGAAGUACAGGUAACAGUUGCUUUGACUAUGUCGGGGACAAAGGAUGUAGAUUUUGUCUCGUUUAAAGUAUAAUUUGUAAAUAAUCUAAACUAUUACGAAAGUAAAGUAAUUUGAUAGCAGGUUGCAAGUUUUUUCCAUGCAAUUAACUAUCUUUAUGUUUAUAUGACGAUUUAUCUCUAGGUUUCUCUGCAAGUUUUUGAUUCUCUAAUUUCAGAGAGGUGAUGUAGAGAGUACCAGGCAGUGAUAUCAGUUGUUCCAUGGAUACACAUUUCUUAUAUGCUGUUUGUUUUGUGGGUUUGAACCACAGUUCAAACCUUUAUGCUACAUUGUUUGUCUCAUAAAAAAUUGAAUUUCUAUUCAAAUCUAUGAGCCCAACGGGCACUUAUUUUCUCAC